AUGGAGAUGAAUGCCAUCAAGCAAAAAGAGAGGGAUCUGAACGCGUCGGUGCGCUCGUUCGCGGUCAUGGAAGCCAUGCGUGCAGCCAAGCAGCCGCUGACGAGGCACGAGCUGUUCGCAGCCCUGCCAGUUGAGGAGGGCGUCGGCCGUGGAGGCAUCCGGUCUACCCGGCACCUGAAGCAAGUCAUCGAUUACAUGAAGCACCGGGGCUGGGUCAGGCCGCGGCCUGGGGCGGCGAGUGGUGAGCCCUACGUCUUCAUUCUGACGGAGAAGGGCCAGGCGGCGACCCUCCGCGAGAUGGUGGAGAACCGGCAGCGGAAACUGGCGGUGACGCGUGUCCGGGUGUUGCUGGAAGAUGAUCGGUAG
Molecule: messenger RNA, 366 nt
Organism: Monoraphidium neglectum
Lineage: Eukaryota; Viridiplantae; Chlorophyta; Chlorophyceae; Sphaeropleales; Selenastraceae
Exons: 1
Coding region: 1-366 (121 amino acids)
Source: RefSeq, a predicted model, not a curated record